AUGGCCAAGUCGUAUCCGCCCGUCCAGCCCGGAGGCAGCCUGAUUCUGGCAUGGCAGAUCAAGGGCAAGAAGGUGCUCGUCGUGGGCGGCGGUGAGGUUGCCGCCGGCCGAAUCCUCAACUGCCUCAACGCCGACGCCCGCGUCACUGUCGUGUGCCCCAAGUCCGGCCUCAACGACGAGGUCGCCUUCCGCAUCGCCGAACGCCAAGUCGUCCACGUCGACCGCGUCUUCGAGCCCGAGGACCUCACCGGCGCCGACAUGGUGCUCGUGGCCAUCGACGACCCGGCCGCGUCCAGCGUCAUCUGGAAGCUGUGCAAGGAGCGCCGCGUCCCCGCGAACAUCGCCGACGUGCCCCCCGAGUGCGACUUCUACUUUGGCAGCAUCCACCGUGACGGCCCGCUGCAGAUCAUGGUCAGCACCAACGGAAAGGGCCCUCGCCUGGCCGCCGCCAUCCGCCAGUUCAUCGCCAAGCAGCUCCCCAAGAAUGCCGGAAACGCCAUCGAGACUAUCGGACAGCUGCGCGUCAAGCUGCGGAAGGCCGCCCCGAGGCCCGAAGACGGUCCCAAGCGGAUGCUGUGGAUGUCCAAGGUCAGCGAUACCUACACCUGGGAGGAAAUGUGCGGCCUCACCGAAGAGGACAUGGACAACGUCCUCCUUUUCUACCCCGCCAACAAGGUCCCCUCCAUGGACGUGUUGAUGGCCCUUCGCGGAGGCACCGAUGUCAAGAAGCUCGACGUUUUCGACGGUUCGUUCGGUUUCAGCGUGGGAGCAUAA
This is a messenger RNA of Ilyonectria robusta, 774 nucleotides long. RefSeq lists its product as uncharacterized. The coding region runs from base 1 to 774 and encodes 257 amino acids. NCBI's taxonomy places the organism in Eukaryota, Fungi, Ascomycota, Sordariomycetes, Hypocreales, Nectriaceae. The record is from RefSeq and is a predicted model, not a curated record. Gene Ontology annotation, molecular function: protoporphyrin ferrochelatase activity; precorrin-2 dehydrogenase activity. The transcript is spliced from 3 exons. Gene Ontology annotation, biological process: siroheme biosynthetic process.